This is a messenger RNA of Neltuma alba, 930 nucleotides long. Its product is annotated as probable glutathione S-transferase. The record is from RefSeq and is a predicted model, not a curated record. Gene Ontology annotation, molecular function: glutathione transferase activity. Gene Ontology annotation, biological process: glutathione metabolic process. The coding region runs from base 60 to 731 and encodes 223 amino acids. Gene Ontology annotation, cellular component: cytoplasm. Lineage: Eukaryota; Viridiplantae; Streptophyta; Magnoliopsida; Fabales; Fabaceae. The transcript is spliced from 2 exons.
AGAUCAGAUCUUGAAUGUCAAGUUCUGCAGCAAAAGAAUAAGAAGCAGCAAAGAGGCAUAUGGCUGAAAAGCAAGAGGUGAGGCUUUUUGGAAUCGUGGGAAGCCCAGAGACGACGAGAGUAGAGAUUGCCCUGAAGCUUAAGGGAGUGGCAUAUGAGUACGUUCAUGAGUCUCCCACCAACAAAAGCGAUCUUCUUCUCAAGUAUAACCCAGUUUACAAGAAGGUUCCUGUGCUUGCCCACCACGAAAAGCCAGUAUGUGACUCUCUUGUGAUUCUUGAAUACGUUGAUGAGACGUGGAAAGCUUGUCCCAUCUUGCCUUCUGAUCCUUACCAGAGAGCCUUGGCUCGUUUCUGGUCCAAGUUCAUCGACGACAAGGUGAUACCAGCAAUAUUCAAAGCAUCCCUGAACCCAAACGAGAAGGAGAGAGAAAAAGGGAAGGAAGAAGUAUCGGAGGCUCUGCAAAUAAUGGAAAAUGAGCUGAGAGGGAAGUUCUUCCAUGGAGAUUCAAUUGGGAUUGUGGACAUUGCUGCCGUGUACGUUGCUUUCUGGCUUCCAAUAAUUCAAGAAGCCGGCGGCCUUCAACUCUUUACUGCUGACAAAUUCCCAAAGCUUGAGAAAUGGACUCAUGAAUUUCUGAAUCUCCCUUAUGUGAAGCCAACUUUACCUCCAAGAGAAAAGCCCCUUGCCUACUACAAAAAUCUCUUUCACAGCCUUGCUUCUUCCAAGUAGACGAACCAAGCAUGUGCUAUUAUCAGUGGUGCAUCUUUCAUGAGUUUUGUAGUUUCAUGUCAAAAUAAAAUAUAAACAUCUCAGGUUGACUCAGAUGCUAUUAAAAAAAAAUGCAGUGGAUCGUAGGGAUUUAUCUUGAUGGUUAUGUGCUUGGAUUAAUGUGUCAUGUGCAAAAUUUAUGAUAUGAUGCCGUUCAUUA